GUUUUUUUUUUUCUUUUGUCAAUUUUCUUGGGGGGUAAAACGAGUGGUUUUCGUUCUCACUCCCAAACGCUUCCCACAAGCUUCUGGAUUUUCCAACUUUCUUUUUCGUGUAGACCCACUUCAAUGCCUCAACUCAAUUUGGGAAAAAUAAGGAGAAAUUUGGCCAGUAAUUGUUUCUCAGCGAGAGGUUUGCCAUUGGGAGAACGAGGGACCCGAUAGUGGUUUAUGUGGAGGGUAGUGGCCCGGAAUCAGAAGCUUUAAUCGCGUAGCUUGAAAGCGAUUUGAGAACACUCUCUGUACAAGACCUUCUGGCGGAGGGGGAUUGCGAUAAAUAUCAGUCCUUAUCGAGAUUUUGAAUACCAAAAGUUUCUCGGCUGGUCGUGUCUCGUGUGAUGUGGGUAUGUUCCAUUUGCUGGAGGCCGGCAGGUUCUUGGAGAAGGCAGUUAUUGCAGAAGUAUUGAUCUGAGAGGUUUUACCAGUGUGAAACAGCCCAGGUUAACUUUUUGAUCGAGUUAUGAAAUAUUCCUCUCAUGUCGUCACCAAUUCGAUAAGUUUAGGUGGGGAUUGAGCUUCUUUAACCAUGGAGGGUGCUGUUGAGACACUACCAAAAGUUGAAGCGAUCGAUAAUGAACUUCAGCUUGCUAGAUUCUCACGACACCAGCCUCGUGUUAAAGUGUACUCGUCAUCCUGGCUCGAUAUGAGAGUCUUCUAUGUCAGAAUCAGUAAUUUCCAAGUGGACGGCUCAACGCCCGAGUUCCUCACGCUCAACCAUAUCCCUCUCAGCCCGGACACCCUCUUUGAAGUGAAUGGUGUUAGAAGUAGCAGUCACUCAGAGGGAGUCUCUUCCUCUCUGAGGAGAGAUAGGGCUGAUAAGAAAUCAGAAGAAGCUACUUUUGUGACUACUGAUAGUAUAAGGUUGAGUGGAAGUGUGAAAUUUGAGGUGUAUGACAAGGAAGAUUUGAUUCUUUCUGGGGUUUUGGAGAUGUCGAAUUGCAACGGUUUAUUCGGGGAAUCGAAAGGCAAUGCCAAGAGGUGGAACAUGAGCUGCAAGUCGAAGUUGGGUGCUGGCUUCUUGAAGGUAAAGCAUAUGAUUGGAGCUGAAACCCCCGCUCCGAUGAUCGAGGUUUAUGUAGCUGGUAGCUUUUUGGGAAAUCCCAUCAUCUUGACCAAAACUUUGCGGCUAAGCUCCAGAAAGAAGCAGGGUUGGAAAUCCAUGUUGGACGCCAUACCAGAGUCUGAGACACCUGAAUCUAACGAAGAUCAAUUUCCAGAACAUGAUUUACAGGCCACAGAAUACAUAAGAUACAAACAGGACGUCAUCGAUGACGACUACUACGACAGCAACAUGUACUGGAAGAGGCGAGAGUAUUUGGAAAAUGAAGAUGGUGAACUUUCCUGGUUCAAUACAGGCGUGAGAGUCGGUGUCGGUAUAGGGCUUGGUGUUUGUUUAGGAAUCGGCGUAGGAGUAGGCUUGCUCGUCCGUACCUACCGAGCGACUACUCGGAACUUUGCAAGACGGCUCACUUGAUUUGACAAAGAAACUUGUAUAGCUAAAAUUUUGAUUGUGGAAACAUGGAUGUUUAAAGAGAGAGUGAUGGAGCAUUACUAGUUUGUCAAUGGAGAGGAAUGGUGAGAUGAUAGAUCAUUUUAAGCCUUGUAUAGUAGUGUGAUUAUGGUGAAUUGAAGCAGAAAAAUAUAUCUUUCCUUCCUUUUUA
This is a messenger RNA of Momordica charantia (bitter melon), 1715 nucleotides long. RefSeq lists its product as uncharacterized. The record is from RefSeq and is a predicted model, not a curated record. Gene Ontology annotation, molecular function: phosphoglycerate dehydrogenase activity. Lineage: Eukaryota; Viridiplantae; Streptophyta; Magnoliopsida; Cucurbitales; Cucurbitaceae.